Messenger RNA from Lutzomyia longipalpis, 1224 nucleotides. Its product is annotated as MKI67 FHA domain-interacting nucleolar phosphoprotein-like. The record is from RefSeq and is a predicted model, not a curated record. Lineage: Eukaryota; Metazoa; Arthropoda; Insecta; Diptera; Psychodidae. Gene Ontology annotation, cellular component: nucleolus. Gene Ontology annotation, molecular function: RNA binding. The transcript has 2 exons. The coding region runs from base 53 to 1189 and encodes 378 amino acids. Gene Ontology annotation, biological process: maturation of LSU-rRNA from tricistronic rRNA transcript (SSU-rRNA, 5.8S rRNA, LSU-rRNA).
UUACCGCGUGUUGAAAAAAGCACGUUUUGUUUAUUUUUUUCAACAAGCAAAAAUGAUUGCAAAAAUUAAGAAAAGCAGUGCCGGUGUGAAGAAGAAGGAAGCCAAAGUAGUGAAGAAGGUAAAGAAGGCGCCGAAGAAAAGUAUCAAAGUUGAGGCAGUUCCGGAAAUUAAAGAGGAACCCACAGAAGCGCCCAAGAAACUGAAAGGCAUCUCAAAGCGUUUCAAUGUUGAGAAACCAGCAAAGAAACCUAAAAUUAAGAAGGAGGUUAAAGCUGAGGAAACUCCCGGUGUUGCUGCUAAAACUCCUGCCGAUGUGAAGCCUCUCCGGAAAGGAAAACCAAACACCUUUGGAGUAGUCCAGAUAAAAUGUCUUCCACAUGGAUUUUUCGAGGAGCAGCUUCGGGAAUUUUUCUCACAAUUCGGAGCAGUUCACCGAGUACGUGUUAAACGAUCCCUGAAAACGGGAAAGAGCACUGGAGUAGGAUUUGUGGAAUUCCGUGUUGCUGAAGUGGCUGAAAUUGCUGCCCAAACAAUGAAUAACUACCUCCUGAUGAAGAACAUCCUGAAGACGAAGUACAUUCCACCCGAUAAGGUGACGCCCAACAUUAUGAAGAGUCGUGUGAAGGUAAAAGUUAUCGAUGGGCAGGAAGUUGUGCUUUCAUCAACUAUGGCUCGCCAGAGGAAGGCAAUUGAAGUUUACAAUGCACAACCCACGGAGGAAGCCAUCAAGAAACGUCAGGAGAGAUUUGAAAAGAAACUUGAGGCCAAGAAGCGAAAACUUGCAGAAGCAGGGAUUUCUUUUGAUGUUGAAAAAGUCAUUAAGAGGACCAAAAAGAAGGUCACAGAGUCUCUUCCGGAAAAGAAAACUCCAGAGGAAGUAGCAGUUGAGUCAGAAGAGGAGGAAGAUGGAGAAGACUCUGCUGAGGAAGUAGCUCCACCACCUAAGAAAGCGUCGGUGGCAAAGAAAGCCUCAAAAGCUAAGAAACUUAAAGAAAAACCCGAAAAGUUUGAGAAAUUGCAGAAAAAAGUGACGAAGAAGAAGAAAACUCCCGAACUUUCCCCUCCAAAAGCUGCUCCUGUGGCUCCCAAGAAGCCCAAAAAGAAGGAAUCGGUGAGUAAAGAAAACAAAAAGGGGUCAAAGGUGCUCAAGAUGGGGCAGAAAAAGAGCAAAAAACUUGUUAAGAAAUAAAUAGAAAUGAAAUAUAUUUUUUUCAAUCAAUAUAA